AUGUGUCUCUGCCCGGAAGAAUUCUCCUUUAAACGUCUCAGACUGUCACAUCCUUACUCCAGUGCAUUUACAACUUCGCCGGUGAGUUGAACAGUGGUUUAGAAUAAGUUACAUGAGUGUAGUUCUUUGAGGAACACUGGACAUGAUUUGCAUUGGGAAUUGCUUGAGGGAUAUUUUCAGUUACUACUACAUGGACACUAAGAAUCGUAGAACGGCUAGUAAUUUCAAUAGUCAUUCUUCCAUCCUUAUAGAUUCUUCAUUUUGUGGCAUGAACCGCUUUUUCGAUAUCUGAACAGAUUAAUACUUAAGAUUCAGAAAACACCCAGCAUUAUUCAAACUCAUAUUGGAAAUAUGAUAAUAAACGCUAAGCAACACAUAGUUUUGAAAGGACUAGGCUCAAAUAACUCGUCUCUCCAUAGCUGUGUUAAUGACUAAAGUUUUCUUAUUAGUUUGAACUAGUUCGCUAAUAAUCUAUCGGGCACAUUGCCUUUAUAAACACUCCACCUGUGGCGCCCGCCAAAACCUCGAGACCAAUGCUUAUAAUUAUGCGAAUGGCGUGCUGUCACGCGCGUUAGUCGCGCUUUGCUCUGCAAAAUCGACAAUAAAUCGAGGUGAAUUUAAUGUCCAACAUUUAGUGUUCGUGGCCCUUAAGAGAACUGAAAUUAAUUUUAAUCAGUACAUAGAAAAAAGGUAAUAUCAUAUAGAAUUAGUAAUAAGUCAGAAGCAUUUUAUACUUAAACACUGUAAACAAACAAACAGAAUUUGCAUCUGUUUAACUACAUCAAUCGGUGAUGUGUGCAGAGCUGUACAGUUUUUGAAAACAUGUCAGUCUUUCCCGAUUCUUACCUCACAAAAGUACAGGAAGUAUCUAUAUUAUGCCAGGAAUAUAUAAAUUAUCUUUGACUUUUCAAACGAUACUAAAGCAACUAAAAUUUGCAUUUGUUUAAGCGUAUCAUGCGCAAGCAUUAAAAGCACUUGUCAAAGGGUUUUUCGCAUAGAAAGUACAUUGGCCCAUGUUCUCUUAUUGCUCUGUGGCAGGGAAAGAUAUAUGAUCUCAGUAAGAAGAAAAAACAAAUGUUCGUGUACUUAAUUUUAUGUACAUCAGCGCCAGCAUUGACGGUUUCGAUAUUUACCGAUUCAUAUAGGGGGAAAGUAAAAUGUCAAAAAAAAAUUAUGUACAAUCAAUUUAUUCCAAUUUGAUUAUUAAACAAGCAAAUAAAAAGUUACAUUUUUGUUGAACUGUGUGCCGGAAAGAGCAUUACAUAUGAAAUACCUUUUAUCAACAGUAUUAAACUGAGAAUGAAACGACAAAAGCUAAAGAAAUGGAGCAUUUUUCAUUUGCAUUUAUGUCGGUUGUAAAAUAGAGCCAUGUCGUCUUAUUAGAGAUCUUUCACAUAACUCCAGCUAGAGCCACUAUAGUUCAAAAGCCCACUAAAUAUGCAAAACUGACGCGGGGUGUUUUCCCAUGGGUAAUGUUUCCUUUAUUUGCGGCAGGCACCAAUAGAACCAUUAAAUAAAAGACGAAUUGUGUGACAAAAAGCUUUUAUCUUCGCUUACAAAUACUAUCAACUGAAAAAAAUGAACAAAAGGAAAUUGGCAGCUCCAUAUUUCGCAUGUUUAGUCCUCGUCGCUAUUUAUCUAGGAUGCGUUCUAUUUUACUCAUCAUUUUCACAGCCUUGCCAUAUCUUCAUGUGCGCCAUGUGGGCCUCCUCCGACAUCCGCUGUCGUUUCCUUGAGACCUUUUUUUUAGGUUUGUCCUGUUUUGGCUUAGGCGGUGUGGGAGAUCUUGCCUGUGCGUCGAAAAGAUCAUUUACAUAGUUUGUGGAUCUUUCUACGAUUGUGACUCAUUAGCAUAUGGUGUUGGAGUUAUGUGAAAGAUCUCUAAUACACUAGCCUGCGAAAACAUCCGCGAACCGUCCCUGUCGGCGAAGAGCGAAGAGAAACUGAUGUUUUCGCAGGCUACUAAUACACAGUAAUUCGUUUAAAAACUUUUCUGAAGCGGGGCGGGGCGGGGGAGCAUGGGGGAAUGUGACAGUUUUUACCAUGCUACAAAUGAAUCCCCCCAAGGUGUAUUAUGGGUAAUAGGCAAGCGGCGAAUAAUCGAUUUUGCUAAAUGGGAUGAAUGAAACUUAAAACCAUAUGGUUAGAAUAAAUAACGCUCAGUCUCAGUGAGUUUAACGCACAUAUAAAACAAACAGCAUUAAACAAUUAAACACUGAAGUUUGAUACUGGUUCGACGUUUUUCAAAUAUUUGAAAAAUAUUUAGUUUAAUUUAACAAACGUUUUAACGUGCAUAUAUUUUCUUUUAGUUUUGCUGAGCAUAAAAACUAUUGCAGUAGUAGCAGUCUAGAGUGAAUUUCAAGUCAAUAUUGCUAAAAUUUAAGGAUGCUCUUACUGGGAAACCGCCAUUUUGAUAGAUUGCGAGCACUCAGUCGUUUAUUUACAGUCACGGUAGACCGAGAGUAAUUUUACUUUUCGCUCGCUGGCACGGGGCUAUAAGGAAAGAAAAACGACGUUUCGUGGUCUAUGAUUUUGACUUUCCCAAAAUCCAAAAUAUUUUUAUUAGUUCCUUAUCUUUACCACUUUCACUGCUUUACUAAGUUUUACGUUUGGCUUAAAGAUUGAAAGGAUUAAGUACUGGCUCUUCUUAACUCCUUCGAUCCUAGACAAUAUUAUGGCAAGAUUGUUAGUUAUUGUUUGUCACUCAAAGUUUUAAGUUUGUGGACGAAAUCCUAUGCGGUGUUACCAUUCAAGAGAAACCACUUUGGCAGAACUUUUGCACUGUGCUUUUUAUUUAGUAUGUUGUUCAAACGUUUAAGUCUGUGGAUGAAAUCCUAUUGUGUUACUAUUCAAAUGAAACCUCUUCAGCAUGCAUAGUACUAUUGCUUUAGCAUGUAGUUCUAACUUUUGAGUCUGUGGAUGAAAUCCUAUGAUGUGACCAUUCAAAUGAAAUCUCUUUAGCAAUACUUUCACAUGGUACUAUUUAUUAAGUAUGUAGUUCUAACUUUUGAGUCUGUGGAUGAAAUCCUAUGGUGUUAUACCAUUCAAAUGAAAACUUUUUGGUGGAACUUUUGCAUAGUACUAUUUGUCAUUUCGGAUUAUACAAAACAAAUUUGACUUUUUUUGGAGGGGGAAGUGCUUUGCUUACUAAAAACCAUUACCAUCAUCAUCAGUGCUGUCAAGUACUAUGGCUGCCCUCUUCGUCGCCAUCAUCAUCAUCAUCAUCUUCAAAGUAGUUACUGUCGCAAUCAAAAUCAUUAUCAUCAUCAUCAUCAUCACCAUCAUCAGCGACUUCCAUCAUUUUUAGCCCAGCGCAGCAACGAGCCUCAACAUACCUAGGAUGUGUAGAUUUAUGUUUUACCUUUUUUUUUCUUUCAGUGGCUGCCACUUCCUCUGUUUCUCUUUUACCGCUUGGUCGCCGCUUUUUAUUUCCUGUCAUGGCUAAUCUACAGUGGCUUCAAUGACGGCGGCUAUUGGUUCAUUUACCUCAGCAACUGGGUCUUCACUGUCGUAANUUGCAUAGUACUAUUUGUCAUUUCGGAUUAUACAAAACAAAUUUGACUUUUUUUGGAGGGGGAAGUGCUUUGCUUACUAAAAACCAUUACCAUCAUCAUCAGUGCUGUCAAGUACUAUGGCUGCCCUCUUCGUCGUCAUCAUCAUCAUCAUCAUCUUCAAAGUAGUUACUGUCGCAAUCAAAAUCAUUAUCAUCAUCAUCAUCAUCACCAUUAUCGGCGACUUCCAUCAUUUUCAGCCCAGCGCAGCAACGAGCCUCAACAUACCUAGGAUGUGUAGAUUUAUGUUGUACUUUUUUUUUCUUUCAGUGGCUGCCACUUCCUCUGUUUCUCUUUUACCGAUUGGUCGCCGCUUUUUAUUUCCUGUCAUGGCUAAUCUACAGUGGCUUCAAUGACGGCGGCUACUGGUUCAUUUACCUCAGCAACUGGGUCUUCACUGUCGUAACCGCUCAUUUCCUGCUGGCAAUGUUCAUUACCACACACUACUGCUGCGGGGCGGGGGUCGAAGCCGAUCCGGCGGGCUUCGGACCUCGCCGCUUCAAGUCCGAAACUUACAUCGUAGGACUGUCUUCUGAAGACGAAGGCAACGAAUCCAAGGAACAGUCGUACGUUAAAGCCAAAGAUGAAGACGAUGAUUUGUCACUUUGGACCAAGGUAUCUUGGGUAAUCUUCACCAUAGCAAGUGUCAACAGCCUGGUGAUUACCGUCGCUUACUGGGCAGCAGUGUACACUCCUGGUGAGGAGAUCGACGGCGUGAGUGUAAAUGAACACAUCCUGGCAGCGGUCUUCAUGUUGAUUGAAGUAACAAUCAGCAAUAUCCCAGUUCGCCUUUUGCAUUUCAUUUAUUCUCAUGUUUUCGCAUCCAUCUAUAUGCUUUUUACCGUGAUUUACUGGGGUGCAGGAGGAAGAGAUAAAGAUGGCAAUCGCUACAUUUACAGAAUGCUUAAUUAUCAGGAACAGCCAGGAACCGCAAUCCUCGUUGUGUUUCUUACCCUGAUCAUUUUGCAAAGUGCAGUGCAUCUGUUCCUUUUCGCGUUGUUCAGAUUUAGAGCAUGGUUGAUUUCUAAAUAUCCGCAGUAA
Messenger RNA from Porites evermanni, 4592 nucleotides. NCBI's taxonomy places the organism in Eukaryota, Metazoa, Cnidaria, Anthozoa, Scleractinia, Poritidae. The record is from the annotation of a GenBank genome assembly.